This is a messenger RNA of Triticum aestivum (bread wheat), 522 nucleotides long. RefSeq lists its product as uncharacterized. Bases 1 to 522 code for a protein of 173 amino acids. The transcript has 3 exons. Lineage: Eukaryota; Viridiplantae; Streptophyta; Magnoliopsida; Poales; Poaceae. The record is from RefSeq and is a predicted model, not a curated record.
AUGUCCAGCUCCGGCAGUCACACCGGCUCCGAUCUCGACGUCGAUGAGGAGCUGGCCCUCCGCAUUGCCUUGGAACGGUCCAAGGUGGCCCGCUCCGUAUAUGUUUAUGCCCAAAUCCUAAAACGUGCAGUUGUGCUCGCUCAAAGUAGUGAACCGUUAGUUGGGUACAAGCGCCAGAGGAGUAAGGCAAUUAUCUGCCGAGGGAAGCGCCCUGAUGAUAUUGUGAGCAAUGAGAGUCUUCCCGGAGAUGCUGAAAAUGUGAGUGACAAAAGCGGUGGUGUGGAUAAGCCACCAAAUCCAAAGCGGCAGAAAACCGGAGGAAACGAGGGUCGUAGGAAUAGGGCAUCGCCUGCAAGGCUGUUCAAAUUGAAUAAAGAGUUGGUUUCUAAUCAAAAAGGUGUUAUUAUUGGAAAAGAGUUUGGAGGCCUGCUGGACCUUGCAGCGAACAGCAUGCCUGGCGAUCUUAGUCAAUGGAUAAUGAAGCAUUAUGAUCCAGAGAUGUCACAGAUAGUUAUUCCAUAG